CAUUUACUUAACAAAACCUUUCUACCACCAGUGUGAAAUGGAGUCGUUAUCCGGAAGCUCUCUUAUUUUAACCUGCAUGUGACCGGCACGUUUUCUACCGCGUGUUUAGGUUGGUUGUAUAACGAGAAAAUAUGAGUAAGAUCUCGCGGAUGAUUGCUUCAGACUCAAAUGCAGAUUCUUUGUAGGAGUUGCAAAUUAAUCCAUUCACGAGUAUCGACUGGCUUGUUCAUUACGCAAUCUAGGAAACCGGAAAUGAGUAUCUUCAGCACGAUCAAGAGUGCAAUCAUUACGUCCAGUGGACUGGAUAGUCCAGCGUACAAAGAGGUUAAUAAACAGGAUGACGUUGACGAGCGGAGAUAUGCGGCCGCAAAAUGGGUCAGUACCAGUAUCCAAGGUAUGGAGCAUGACAAAGCGCAAAAAGAGGGGUUCCAAAGGCUCUUCAAAUACAUCACGGGUAACAAUAAGCCAGGCACCAAAGUUGACAUGACGGCUCCUGUUGCUACGCGUGUAAAUCCAGGAGCUGGUCCAAACUGUGAAAAUACAUUUACUGUAUCAUUCUACAUCCCAACCAAGCAUCAAGAAGACCCUCCUCAACCGAGUGACCCGAACGUGUUCAUCGAAGAAUGGCCAGAACGAACCAUACUUAGUCAGGGGUUCGGAGGGUUCGCUAAGGAGGAGGCGUGGCUGGGGCAGGCCAAGAAGCUGGCAUCAUGUGUGGAGACAAAGGGGGUGAAGGUCAAAGAAAACGUCUGGUUCACGGCCGCCUACAACAGUCCCUUUCAACUGUUCGGCAGGACUAACGAGGUCUGGUUUGUCAAGGAGUGAUCAGUCUCUGACGGGUUGUAAAUGUGAGGAAGGCAGAUAACCUGUAGUUUUGAUGGUAGGAUUAGUUUGAAAGUCACUGACAGAUGGCUCUAACAGCAAGAUUCAAUGAAUGAUGGUUCAACGGUAUGGAAUCCACAAAUGAUAAUUAUGAUGGUAGAAGUAAUUAAUGAAGGCGGAUUGUUCUUAAUCAAGGGCUGAAUUGUGCUAGAGGUUGAAUUCUAUUCGGAGCGCGAUUCUGACGGCGAUAUUCGAUGGAUGAUGAUUUUGAUGGUGGGGUCAAGUGAAGAUGGUGCUCACCGGCAAGAUUCAUUGACUAGUGUAACCACGGACUUAGAUAAUCUAAUUCCGUGUGGUGUAACUGAUAAGGUGGUGUAAUCAGGAAGGUAUAUAUAUAUGGACAAGUCGAAUUUUAGAUCGUCGAUAAUGGCGGAUAGUUCCGACAGUGUUAUUAAUCCUGACACUAAGACUUUUAAAGGAGACAACAAUAUGCAUGUGUGAUUGUGAAUGUACAUUUAUAAGACCGAGGAAAAAGAGAUUUUGAUCAAACCCAAAACCAGUUUGGGAACGCUCAGGGAAACUGUUGUCACAUUCAAAAUUCUGGUCUGUAUAAAAAACGGAGUGCUGCAAAUCAUUUGAUGUUCGCGAUCGUCUUCCUAUAGUGAGCGAAUAUAUCAAUUUAUGUGUGACAUUUUCAAUAAACAUGAAUGCAUGUAUGUGAUAUAUUUAAAAUUCCGAAAUGGUAUCAGUAUGCACCUGUACAUUGUUUUCAAAUCUCUCUUUAUACCUUCACAGUUGUAUCAUGUGAUAUUCCUGUAAAGUGCUGAUACGUAACGCUAUUACGCAAUACAUGUUUGAACAAAGAUGGCGACUCUUUAUUAUACAGUCGUGUACAUGUUAUAUGGAUGUAGUCAAAAAGAUGUAGUGUUUUCAUCAUCAUCAGAAAUAUAUUUAUGCGUCGAACAUUCAGUUUUGUGUUAUUUAAACGAUCAACGUUGUUUAUUCUGUUAAUAAAAACAUUUUAUCUGCUUUAUGCUAUUGGGGUUUAAGUGGACGCUGGGUAGCAACAGUGUCCCUCCGUUUCGAUGAUAGACACUGUUUCAAACGUAAAAUGACAGACUGUGAAAGGGCCCAAAAUACGUAAACCAAGUGGUCUUGUGGUGCAGAGGGAUACCCUGAUAAUGGCGACAUUUUCUUGGCUGGAGUUAAGGUACUGCAACACAGCAAAAAUAAGUACAUGUACAGUAUUCUUAAAAAAAAGCCCACUAAAAAUUUCAUUUACAUGAGUUUUCUAAAAGGAAAUGAAUUUCAAAAAAAUGCAUCCAACUUA
This is a messenger RNA of Mizuhopecten yessoensis (Yesso scallop), 2152 nucleotides long. RefSeq names its product heme-binding protein 2-like. The transcript has 4 exons. Bases 169 to 825 code for a protein of 218 amino acids. The record is from RefSeq and is a predicted model, not a curated record. NCBI's taxonomy places the organism in Eukaryota, Metazoa, Mollusca, Bivalvia, Pectinida, Pectinidae.